Molecule: messenger RNA, 2906 nt
Organism: Bombina bombina (fire-bellied toad)
Lineage: Eukaryota; Metazoa; Chordata; Amphibia; Anura; Bombinatoridae
Gene: ADRA2B
Product: adrenoceptor alpha 2B
Exons: 1
Coding region: 167-1378 (403 amino acids)
Biological process (GO): adenylate cyclase-activating adrenergic receptor signaling pathway; regulation of vasoconstriction; regulation of smooth muscle contraction
Cellular component (GO): membrane
Molecular function (GO): alpha2-adrenergic receptor activity
Source: RefSeq, a predicted model, not a curated record
UCAAAGAUCCUUUGAGUUGGGAGAGCAGAGUUUAGAAGCUGAAAGUUUUUCAGAAGCAGUGUCCUGUGCAUGUUGGGCUCAUGGAUCCUUUGUAUGUGAAGAUUGUUUGAAAGUAUCCAAGAUAAAUCAGCUGCUGUAUUUUAGGACACUUUCAGGUUAAUGAGCUAUGGCAGGCUCCCUUUCCUAUUCUAUACAAUCCACUGCUGUGAUAGCUGCAAUCAUUACAUUCCUUGUCCUCUUUACCAUUUUUGGCAACAUUCUGGUAAUCAUUGCUGUGCUCACCAGCCGCUCACUGAAGGCUCCACAGAACUUGUUCCUGGUGUCAUUGGCUGCAGCAGAUAUAUUAGUGGCUACUCUUAUUAUACCUUUCUCAUUGGCCAAUGAGCUAAUGGGGUACUGGUACUUUGGGAAGACCUGGUGUGAGAUGUACUUGGCUCUUGAUGUCCUUUUUUGCACAUCCUCCAUAGUCCACUUGUGUGCUAUCAGCUUGGACAGGUACUGGUCUGUUAGUCAAGCCAUUGAGUACAAUACCAAAAGGACCCCAAAGCGAAUAAAGUGCAUAAUCCUUAUUGUUUGGACCAUUGCAGCAUUGAUUUCUUUGCCUCCUCUUAUUUAUAAAGGCAAGAAGAAAGACUCUCCUGAUGGCAAACCCCAGUGCAAGUUGAAUGAGGAAGCUUGGUAUAUCCUUUCCUCUAGUAUUUGCUCCUUCUUUGCUCCCUGCCUCAUCAUGAUCCUGGUAUACCUGCGGAUUUAUCUCAUAGCCAAACGAAGAAGUAGAAAAAAUAGCACCAGCAGUAAAACCAAGCUAAGCACAACGGGGUUCUUUAAACACAGCAUUAGACACAGUUUAGAGAACUCUAACCCACAAGCUCAUAACUGUAAUCAUCCCCAAGACCAAGCAUUGUCUGUGCAACUUGAUGUCCAACAUGGUACUGCAGCCCAGGAGAACAAUGAUCAAAUAACAGAACCAGCCACCUCUAAGCAACAUGGAGAGAUCCUAAAGCAGAAUAAUGGCCAUGGAACCUCGAUGAUGGACACUGUUGCUACAACCAGUGGUGUAGUGUUGGCCAACAAAAUUAAAGACUCCAGUCUCACCAAGAAAAAGAGUCACAUUAAUCGGGAGAAGAGGUUCACCUUUGUUUUGGCUGUGGUAAUUGGGGUUUUUGUCCUUUGCUGGUUUCCUUUCUUUUUCACAUACAGUCUUGUUGCAAUCUGUCCUGAACUCUGCUACAUACCUGAUAGUGUCUUCCAGUUCUUCUUCUGGAUAGGUUACUGUAACAGCUCCCUCAAUCCUGUGAUAUACACCAUAUUCAACCAAGACUUCAGAAAGGCUUUCAGGAGGAUCCUAUGUGGUCACUGGUCCCAGACAAUUUGGUGACCAGCUGUGGUCAUGACUAAAAAAAUAGAACUUUAUUUAUUUGACUUGGGGUUUGUAUGAUCUAAACUCAGUGCGUGAAUGUUAAAGAAAUAGACUUAAAAAAUAUUCAACUGCUAGCUUUAUUUUGAUACUUGCAGAAUAUUUCCCUUUAACAAAUUUGCAUUGUAAUAUUCAUCUGAAAAGCCCAGCUGUAAUUUUGAAUGACAAGUACCAAAUGCUACGUAGGUAUAUGUGUGUCAACCAUUUUUUAACUCUCAACUAUGUGUAUUUUAUUAUAGUUGUAGAAAUCUGGAGGUGGUAGGAUAAAUUAAACUGCUGCUAACUCUCAUGCCUUUGUGCUGGAAACCAAUGUUGCACAGCCAGUGUCUUCGUCCCUUGCCUAGCUUUGCCCUUUAAGUUCUUAAUAAAUGCUACCUCAUUCUGAAAAAAGUUUUAAGUCCUACAAAUGGACCCUGUUUGAAUCCAACUACUCUUCUGCUAUGUAAAAACCAUACACGUCGUCUUUGCUCCUUUAAAUUUUUAUAUACUUUUUUUUUUUUUUUAAAUGAAUGUCAAAGUGAUAGGAAAGGUAAAAUUAAAAUGCUGUUCAGCAAAGGACAGCAAAAUAUUGAAGCAAAUUUGAUAAUAGAAGUAAAUUGAAACUUUAUUUUAAAAAAUUGUUUCUUCUAUCUGAAUCAUGAGAGAAAAUUGUGGGGUUUUCUGUAUCCUUGUAUUGGAAAAGGUCUUCAGAUCCAUUUAAUUUACACAAUAUCAAACCUUUCUAUAUGUAACAAUGGGUAUCUUUAUAACCUAUAUAAAAAUGUUGUUGGGUUUUUGUUUGUUUUUAAAGGAACACAACCUAAAUAUUUUUUUUUGUGAUUCAGAUAGAGCACGACAUUUUAAGCAACUUUCUAAUUUACUCCUAUUAUCAAACAUUCUUCAUUCUCUUGGUAGCUUUAUUUGAAAUGCAAGAAUGUAAAUUUAAAUGCCAGCCCAUUUUUGGUGAACAAACUUGGUUGUUCUUGCUGAUUGGUGGAUAAAUUCAUCCACCAAUAAAAAAGUGCUGUCCAGAGUUCUGAACCCUCCAAAAAAACUUUGAUGCCUUCUUUUUCAAAUAGAUAGCAAGAGAACAAAGAAUAAUUGAUAAUAAGAGUAAAUUAGAAAGUGGCUUACAAUUGCAUGUUCUAUGUGAAUCAAAGAAAAAAAUUGGGUUCAGUGUCCGUUUCAUCACACAUGCACCAUAAGAGCUAUAAGUAAAACUGCUUUAGUGUUUUGGUACUGAAUACUAUUGACACCUAGUAUACAAACCAAAUUUAUAUUUGGGUAAGUUUUGACCUAUUAUAGCCUUUCAUAUUUGGCUUUAAUGGCAUUGACAAAUGGUUGCUCUUUGCUGUUCAUGCUUCUUUGGUCUUUAGAUGAAUCUAUACUUGUUUAAUAGAGGUUUGAUAAAUUUAACAGAUCUUUAAUUAAAUGUAUUUUUGAACCUCGAAGCAAAUCAAAAUAUAAAUAAACCACACUGGUUUCAGAAUAAACUUUUGUUCUAAGUAAA